Messenger RNA from Aspergillus clavatus NRRL 1, 1461 nucleotides. It is a transcript of the gene bna5-1, whose product is annotated as kynureninase. Gene Ontology annotation, biological process: NAD+ biosynthetic process. Gene Ontology annotation, molecular function: pyridoxal phosphate binding; kynureninase activity. Gene Ontology annotation, cellular component: cytoplasm. The coding region runs from base 1 to 1461 and encodes 486 amino acids. Lineage: Eukaryota; Fungi; Ascomycota; Eurotiomycetes; Eurotiales; Aspergillaceae. The transcript is spliced from 4 exons. The record is from RefSeq and is a predicted model, not a curated record.
AUGGGCUCUCGUCUACAUACUCGAGAGAUCCAGAACGGACCCCCGCUUCCAUACAACGAUGAUAUUAGGGCGUUUAGCAAGGAGUACGCAGAGUCACUCGAUGCUCAAGACCCUUUGCACCGGUUCCGCAACGAGUUCGUCAUUCCCUCCAAGGAAGAUCUAAAGAGGACGACAUUGGAUCCGAAUCAGGAACCCGAACAUUCUCCCACUCCAAGCUUAUAUCUCUGUGGAAACUCACUCGGACUUCAACCUCAAAGUACCCGAAAGUACAUUGAAUAUUACCUCCGGGCCUGGGCAACCAAAGGUGUAACGGGCCAUUUUGUCCAACAUGACGACCAAUUGCUUCCCCCAUUUGUCGACGUCGAUGCUGCUGGAGCCAGGCUCAUGGCGCCGAUUGUGGGAGCAAUGGAAAGCGAAGUCGCAGUCAUGGGCACAUUGACGACCAACCUCCAUAUCCUCAUGGCCAGCUUCUAUCAGCCCACCCAGGAAAGGUACAAGAUUAUCAUCGAGGGCAAAGCCUUCCCCAGCGACCAUUAUGCGGUUGAAUCCCAAAUCAAGCAUCACAACUUCGACCCAAAGGAUGGCAUGGUCCUCAUAGAGCCAGAAGAUCAUACCCGCCCCGUCCUGGAUACCGAACAUAUAAUCCGAACCAUUGAUGAACAUGCAUCGAGUACGGCGGUUAUACUGUUAUCUGCGAUACAGUACUAUACCGGACAAUACUUUGACAUUAAGAGGAUAACUGCUCACGCUCAGUCCAAGGGUAUCCUGGUUGGCUGGGACUGUGCCCACGCUGCAGGCAAUGUCGAUUUGCAGCUACAUGACUGGAACGUCGACUUCGCCGCGUGGUGCACUUACAAGUAUCUCAAUAGCGGACCAGGAGGCACGGCCGCUCUCUUUGUGCAUGAAAGACAUGGCCGGGUGAAUUUGGAACAGGUUAAUUCCGAAUCAGAGCCUUUCCGUCCACGCUUGUCAGGUUGGUGGGGAGGAGAUAAGAAGACUCGUUUCCUCAUGGACAACAAUUUCAUACCCCAGCCGGGUGCCGCGGGAUUUCAGCUAUCAAAUCCAUCGGUGCUGGACAUGAAUGCAGUAGUGGCAUCCUUAGAGCUGUUCAAACAGGCUUCGAUGGCUGAGAUUCGGAAAAAGUCACUGCACAUCACAGGCUACCUAGAACACCUCCUUCUCAACUAUCCGCUGGACACACCCUCCGAAAAGAAGCCCUUCACAAUCAUCACUCCUUCCAAUCCAGCCGAGCGCGGUGCCCAGCUUAGUGUUCGUCUCCAACCUGGCCUCCUCGACCACGUUCUGGAAACGUUGGAGGAUAAUGCAGUAGUCAUAGACGAGAGGAAGCCUGACGUCAUUCGCGUUGCACCAGCACCUCUUUACAACACGUAUACGGACGUCUGGGAAUUCUGCCGAAUUUUCCACGAGGCUUGUCAAAAGGCGCUCAAGGCGCGCGGGUAA